CUUAUUCCUUCCUUCUUACAAAAGAGAGAGUUAAGUCAUCCAUGGCCUUGAAUGAUACAAUGUCAAAUCCUAGUGACUGGAUGAGGUUCUAUCAGCGGAACUUUGCCGGACAGGGAGUGCCGCCGGCCAUGUCAGACCAAGUCUCCGACGCCACUGCGGUCACCACAACUGCUACGUCCGUUAGCACAGUGACGCAGAACCCUACAGGCUCAAGCAAUUCAAGCACCAACAGCAGUACUAUGGCCUUGAACCCUGAAGGUCGUGUCUCAAGACCAAACCGGAGGAGGUCCAGGGCUUCUAGGAGGGCUCCUACCACACUCCUCAACACAGACACAACCAAUUUCCGAGCUAUGGUUCAACAAUUCACUGGGAUUCCAAGUACGCCUUUUUCGGCCGGGUCCCAAGUUGGUACGUUCAAUUUUAAUUUUGGGGUCGACAAUCGUUCUUAUGAUUCAAUUACAACUACGGCAACAAUGACAAUACCAACAGGAUAUAAUCAUCAUUACAUCCAACAACAGCUACAACAGCAACAUCAACAACAACAACAGCCACAACAACAAUAUAUGUUCUCAAAUAUAAAUAGCUCCGAUGAUGCCUUUAUUCAUCAAUAUAACAACCCUAGAGCUAACAUGGCCGUCUCCGAUGACUUCCUUGUGGAGCAUUUCCUUCCUCGAGCUUCCUAAGCCUGCUCUCUGUGGGGAAGGCAAAAGGGGAGCAAUAGUUAAACCUUUAUGAGGAAGGCAGAAAGAGGAAGGAAGUUAGGUAUUGACUUGUGAUGGAGAGGACCAUUAACUAAUGUAUAUAUUUGCCUUCCACUAGAUCUUUUACCCACAGAUAUUGUUUUAGUUAUACUAGAUUUAUACUUUUCUUUGUUGGA
Molecule: messenger RNA, 877 nt
Organism: Nelumbo nucifera (sacred lotus)
Lineage: Eukaryota; Viridiplantae; Streptophyta; Magnoliopsida; Proteales; Nelumbonaceae
Source: RefSeq, a predicted model, not a curated record